Coregonus sp. 'balchen' is the source of this 3971-nucleotide messenger RNA. The record is from the annotation of a GenBank genome assembly. NCBI's taxonomy places the organism in Eukaryota, Metazoa, Chordata, Actinopteri, Salmoniformes, Salmonidae.
GUCUCUUCCUUCCAUGACGAUGCAUCGAACAACCAGAAUAAAGAUAACUGAGCUGAACCCCCACCUCAUGUGUGUGCUGUGUGGUGGAUACUUCAUCGAUGCCACCACCAUUAUAGAAUGUCUCCAUUCAUGUGAGUGACACUUGGCUGAAUACAGACAUGGGAAUUGGACCAAUCAUGAUAAAUAUGACUGUUGCAAAUUCACACAAAUAGGUAGCUAGUUAAUUACUCAAGUAUUUGUAGGCCAAUUUCACUCUCACAUUCUCUUUUCACAUAAUUGCAUUGGCUACACUAUUUAUGUCUAAUUCACUAGAUGCUACAAAGCAAAUCGUUUUUUGGGGGGAAAUGAAUAACUCUGCUAUCUGAUAAAUGUAACAGGCAUUUUUCAUAGUUGGACUGUAGUGCAUUGUGUUAUCCACUGAGAAACUGAUCCAGAGUUUUUUCCCUUGGGUUUCAGUCUGCAAGAUGUGCAUUGUGCGCUAUUUGGAGACCAGCAAGUAUUGCCCCAUCUGUGAUGUGCCAGUGCACAAAACCAAGCCUCUGCUCAAUAUAAGGUAAAUAAUCACUUUGUUUCUUUUGCAUUUGUUCUAUAGCCUUAAAUUGUUAUGUCGCAUUUCUGCUGUUUGUUGCUAUUAUCCAAUCCACCCAGUGCAGUUAGACAUCAUCAAAGGAUUGGUCUAGUUCCAUUAAAACUUUGCUACUUUCUCAACAUCCGUCAAUUUAUUAAAACCUCAUAGCAUGCAAUGAGUUCUGGGUCAAUAUGACUGAUUUAUGAAAACUCUUCAAGGUCUGACAAAACCCUACAAGACAUUGUCUACAAGCUGGUCCCUGGUCUCUUCAAAAGUAAGUGGAAUGUGUUAAAUCCCUCUUAUCAGUCAUGUCAUUAUCUUGUUCUCUGUGACAUAUGUAUUCUGUAUCUACUAAAUGGUUAAUCCUGAAUGGUUGAUAAUCCUGUUUAAUAUCGGAGCUGCUGCUUUGUCUCCCCUGGAAAAUGGGUUAAAGCCCACCUCUGGACUGAUGCUGGAAAUGGGUGCUAUAUAGUUAAAGCAAAGGGUGCAACGCAUCAGACGAUUGAUUUUUCAAUUGUAUCUCUAUCCCUAUUCAAAUAAACAUUUGUGACAGUUUUUUUCUCUCCCAUUAGAUGAGAUGAAGAGAAGGAGAGACUUUUACACGGAUCACCCUUCUGUAGAUGGUGAGUCUCUACACUGACUUUGCUGAUAGUUUCUUUAUUUCGUUUUUUUGUUGUUGCUUAUAUGACUGUGAUAUAUGGUUGUCUCACCUAGCUACCCUAUAAGAGCAUCUGCUAAACGAUUAAAAUGUAAAUGUUAAGAAAAGGGUUCAUUACUUUGCUUUCGUAGGUCAGUCAGGGUGCAAGUCCACUGGAGAUGUAAAAAGUGAAUUGUCAUUAAGUAGUUUUAUUUUUAACAACAACUAAAAUAAUGGUCUGUAUUUAUUUCCUGCUCCAGUAAGAUUCUAUUGGUUUUCCCCUCUUCAAACCCACUAAAAUUAACUUCAAUAUUAGCUGAUAGUAUUCUCCUAUAAUGAUAGGAUUUCUGAGCUCUCACUUUCACGGUUUUCCAUGUUUUGGGGAAAACUCAUGCAACUUGUUGAUUUUGUGUGUGUAGCUACGACAAGGUCUAAUGAGGAUCGAGGGGAGGUGGCGGACGAGGACAAGAGAAUCAUCACAGAUGAUGAGAUCAUCAGCCUCUCCAUUGAGUUCUUCGAUCACAACAAGUACGUUAACAAGUCUGAUACAGCCAGGCUUUAAAAUAAGUAUUAAAUCUAGUUCGCUACGGAUUCAUCAUAAGAUCUAAGGAAGACAAUUAUAUUAGAACAUUUUAUAGAUGUAUACUUAUAUUGAUUAGUUCAGUGUGUUCAAAAACUGAUUAUGUCAGUUGUGUGUUAGUGUCUAUUAUACAUUAUUCUGUAGGGACCCUGGUUUAUAAGCACAGAUAUCGACGCUGUCACUCAACCAUGCUUUUGUGGCACAGUCUGUGCGCUGGGCUUGGGGCCAGAAGGUUGAGGGUUUGACCCACACUCCCUGCCUGUUUCAUUACAAUACAUUAAAUAUGUUUUCCUUUCUAUAAUCAUUUUAAUCUAGAGACUUUGGUUUUAGUAGUGUUCAAUUUUUUUUUAACAUGAAUUUCAAACCAUGAAAAUCUUCAGUGCAUUAUCAAGAUGUUUUCUAACACAUUUUGUAAAACAAGUGUAACAUUGUUUUUCUCAGGGCUAAACAGACAGGCGUGGCUGAGGACCAACCCUCUCAAGAACCGGUAGGCUGCCUAAUGCUGAAGCUCAGAAGUAUUCCAUAUCAGAUAGUUCUAACACCCUGUUGCUGCACAGAGCCUAUUGCUUGGUUUCUGAUAUAAGAUUGUUCUUAAAUCUGGACCCUUAAAGAGCUUGUCUUCAAAUCUCACUGCAUGUCUCAUCUCCAUUUUCUUUUCUACUUUAUUGUAGAUGAGGGUACUGUAUAAAGUGCAGGUUAGCCUUUUUUAGUCAUGAAUCUUGUUCUGGAGGCAGCUCUGCAGAGUGGUCACUAGCUGGCACAGCCACAACGUCAUAAUAUCUGAUUUUAAACCUAACCUUAACCAAAAAGCUCAUUUUUGUUUGCAUUAAUUUUUACAAUGUAGCCAAUUUUGACUUUGCAGCUGGCUUAUCUAAGUGGAAAUCGCUCAGUUCUUCUGUAGUAAAAUGGAGGUUUGAGCUGAUCUAAAUAGCUGUGUCCUCCUCCAGGUGAACAAUAAGAGGUAUCUGCAGUGUCCAGCAGCCAUGACCAUCAUGCACCUGAGGAAGUUCCUCCGCAGUAAGAUGGACAUCCCCUGUACCUAUCAGGUAAAAAUUGAUUGAUUUGAUUUGUUCGGUUAUUUGAAAUGACACAAAGGCAGCCAUAACUCUUGUAUCACCAUUUUUAUUUUUUAUAAGAUGAAUUUAACAACAUUAGUACAAAUCACUGCAAGAUCAUUCUCUCAUAUGCUGCUCUUGAACCAAUCAAAAAUAUAAAAUAUAUUCAGCAACUCUUGAAGGACAAUGGAAGUUCAGUAGAAAAAAUACGUUGGCCUAUUUUUAUAAAUAAUUUUGUCAUUUCUACAAUGUAGGUUGAAGUGAUGUAUGAAGAUGAGCCACUGAAAGAUUACUAUACAUUAAUGGACAUAGCCUACAUCUACACAUGGAGAAGGGUAAGAAACAUGAAAUUAAAGGGGAAGUUUGUAAAAACAUUUGAAUGAGGUUUUGAUUUUGAGCAUUAUUUACAAUUUAACAAUGAAAAAUGUGAACUCCCAACAAUGAAGUUAUCCCAAACCAAUACACCUCCCCCAAUACAGUGGAGACGUUUAUAAUUUAAGAGGUAUAUUGAAUUGAUUUUUCAAAAUCAAAUAUUUUUUUUGAUAUUUCUUGUUAAUGUUUGAUAUAUUAAUUAAGGCAAUGUAAACGUUUUUAACAAGUUGGAAGAUAUGUUUUCUUUGUAAAUAAUUAAUUAUUGCAUGAGUUUUUAUUUCAACCUUUGGCUCUGUGAUAUUUUCUAGGCCUACUUUGGAGUGUGGAAUACAUGAAUGUUCAGAGUUGAAAAGCUUUAUUGUCCAUGAAUGGGGAAAAAAAUCAUGCUUGCCCUGCAAAUUAGCUCUAAAUAUUACAAAUAUUUUGCAGAAUGGCCCUUUGCCGUUGAAGUACCGCGUCAGACCUAGCUGUAAGAAGAUGAAGAAGAGUCAUCCGCAGCAGGAGGGCCAGAACAGCACUGGUCGGUCGGCUGAGAGCGACACAGCCAGCGACAAAGCCUGCAGCCCUGCCGGCAUCCCCUCCACCUCCUCCUCCUUGCCCAGCCCUGGCACCCCGGUGCAGUCCCCACACCCACACUUCCCCCACAUCUCCAAACCCGUCAAUGGAGCCUCCACCUCGGCCCCAGCCCCGACCAGACCCUUCCCCUUCGGAAAAAAACCGCGGAAGACCUCCCUGAAUGGUUCUUCUGCAUCCUCGGGA